AUGCCAUUCAAACCCUUCAAACCGCCACUCAUCCGGAGACCACUUGAAAAUGCCCCUACUCAACUGACUACACCUGAGCCAUCCGACGAGCCUAUAUCGAAACGACGACGCAUGCUCGCUGGGUCUGAUCUUGAGCCCCCAGCGGAACUUCCUAAGGCCAACAUUAUUGAGCUUAGCAGAACUCCAAAAGACAAAAGCAUAUCCCUAGGGCCCUUAAUAUCGGUGAAAAAUCAGCCUUCUGCUGUUAAAAGACCCAUUCAAAACGGUACAGAUACUCGUGACAAUGGGGAGGGCACAUAUUUUAACGUUCUUUGGCGAAAAUUCACUGCUAAAAAGCACAAGACUUGGGAUGGUGAUGGAAUUCUCUCGUUGCGAGGAGGCUAUGCUUACCUUCAAGAUAUUUCAGGUCGGGACAUGGGGCGAAUUAUGUUCAACUCUCAAUUAGAACCAGGGUCUACUCUUUCAAUUGGCGGUAAGGAUGUUGAAAUUGACUCGAAGCUUUCUAGAGAAGAUUACUUGUCUGGGCGUCCGUUCCUGGGUGUAUCAGCUGGUGCAUCUGGCCAUGUAUCGAAACCAGAGUUACCAAAAAUUGUCCCAGUCCGUGUCCCACUUAUUGGCUCUCUUCUUGUUGGCAAAUCAAUAUCAGGUAAAAAAGACGGAAUUGAUGGCAGUAAAGAGGCGGCAAAGAAAAUUCUGAAUGUAGCGGCGCCAACAAGCGUAGCCACAAAUAACGCCUUUAAACCUCCCUUGAAAGAAGACACUGUUAUACCGUCACAAUCAAGCAAUACGGUUACUCCAAGACACGAUCCAGGUCAACAGGGAGCUAUUAUAAUGAAACGACCAUCUUCAAUCCCGGCCGGGAAACAAGUCGUGGAUGUCGUUGUCGACCCUCUACUUGGAAAGCAUCUUCGUCAGCACCAACGCGAAGGUGUUAAGUUUCUUUAUGAAUGUGUUAUGGGAAUGAGGCCCUUCAAUGGCGAAGGUGCCAUUCUUGCAGAUGAUAUGGGCCUUGGGAAAACUCUACAAACUAUCGCCCUCCUCUGGACAUUAAUGAAGCAGAAUCCAAUAUAUGAAGCGGCACCAGUUGUUAAGAAAGCCCUUAUCGUGUGCCCCGUUACCCUUAUAAAAAAUUGGCAGAAAGAAUUCAAAAAAUGGCUGGGAAACGAUCGACUUGGCGUGUUUAUUGCUGAUGGAAAGCAUAUGAGGCUCACAGACUUUACGAUGGGAAUGAGCUAUAAUGUCAUGAUUAUUGGAUAUGAGAGAUUACGUACGGUACAAGAAGAAUUGACGAAAGGCCGUGGGAUUGAUAUUGUCAUUGCGGAUGAAGGACAUAGACUGAAGACAGUCCAGAAUAAAAGCACGCAAGCGAUUCAAUCGCUCAACACCUCUCGACGUGUCAUUCUUUCCGGGACACCUAUCCAGAAUGAUCUCAGUGAAUUUUUUGCUAUGGUGGAUUUUGUAAAUCCAGGAUUGCUGGGCACAUUUAAAUUAUUUAUGAAGGAGUUCGAAGGCCCCAUAGUCAAAUCCCGGCAGCCAGAAGCAUCAAAAAAAGAGGUUGAAAAGGGUAAAGCCAGAAGUGAAGAGUUGGCAAAUUUAACAUCCAUGUUCAUCUUGCGACGUACAGCGGACAUCCUUUCCAAGCACCUCCCUCCGAAAUCCGAAUAUAUUUUAUUUUGCAACACGACCGCCGUUCAAGGUAAUAUAUACCGUCACGUUCUGGCUUCUCCCAUAUUUCAAUCGGCACUGGGUAACUCAGAGUUCGCGCUGCAGCUUAUUACGAUUCUCAAGAAACUAUGCAACAGUCCUUCUCUACUCAAUCCAAAAACAUUGAAGGAUGAAAAUUCUGACUCUACGAUGAAUUCUCUCUUAUCAUCACUACCAGCUAACUUACUUCGGCAUUUUUCACCCGCGUCAAGCGGGAAAGUUAGAGUCCUCGACCAGCUUCUUCACAAUAUACAUAGUACCACAUCGGAGAAGGUCGUGUUAGUAUCCAAUUACACAUCAACUCUCAAUCUUCUUGCUGUUCUUCUAACGUCCCUCUCUCUUCCAUUUUUGCGGCUCGACGGCUCUACCCCGGCAAACAAGCGUCAGUCGCUUGUUGAUGAUUUCAAUCAUUCUUCAGCCAGCUCCUGUUUUGCGUUUCUUCUAUCUGCAAAAGCUGGCGGGAUUGGGCUCAAUUUGAUAGGUGCUAGCCGCCUAGUUCUUUUUGAUGUAGAUUGGAACCCCGCCACCGAUAUCCAAGCUAUGGCGCGGAUUCAUCGUGAUGGACAAAAACGUCACUGCCACAUCUACCGGCUGCUGCUCAAGGGGAGUCUUGAAGAAAAGAUCUGGCAGAGACAAGUUACCAAACUUGGUUUAGCGGACAGCGUAAUGGACCAGAAAGGGGGGGUGGCGCAAUUUUCGAGAGAAGAAUUAAAAGAUCUCUUCAGAUUGGACGAGGAAGCCGAAUGCCAGACCCAUGACCUUCUAGGUUGUAUAUGUGGUGGGAUAGGGGCAAACCCUCUACUCCCUUCGCAUAAUGUCAUGGAAGAAAAUUCAGAUUCCGAUGGCCUCACCGAAGAUAGUGAUGGCUCAGAUAGACCAAAGAAUGCUCCUAAGCUAACCAAAGCAUCUGAAUUGCCUUAUCCACGAGAUGAUAAGCAAGCAACCAAAAAACAUAAGUUGAAAAUGAAGUCUCUUAUGAACUAUUCUCACAUUAAUCCCGCAUUACUCAGUUCAAACCUUAGAGCAUCACUUGAAGAACAGAUUGGCGAUAAAGCUCUUUUGUCUUUGCUAUGUGAUGAAGGUCAUGGAGUGGGCUACUUGUUCAGAAGGGAUGGCUAUGCAAAUAUAGAGAUGAGCAAUGAAAAGAUGAACAUAUAA
Ophidiomyces ophidiicola is the source of this 2862-nucleotide messenger RNA. RefSeq names its product helicase (gene RDH54). Gene Ontology annotation, biological process: reciprocal meiotic recombination; double-strand break repair via homologous recombination. The transcript is spliced from 2 exons. Bases 1 to 2862 code for a protein of 953 amino acids. The record is from RefSeq and is a predicted model, not a curated record. Gene Ontology annotation, molecular function: ATP-dependent chromatin remodeler activity; DNA translocase activity; ATP binding. Gene Ontology annotation, cellular component: nucleus. NCBI's taxonomy places the organism in Eukaryota, Fungi, Ascomycota, Eurotiomycetes, Onygenales, Onygenaceae.